AUGCGGCUUUCCCUUCCUUUCCGUGUCCACAAUCGCCCCUUGAGCGGCCUUCGACAUUACGAAAAACCUCUUAGGAAGUUAGCCAAACCCCGAUACAAGGGAUCAGUCCUCUGCCAGCCGCAGAAAGUGAUAAUCGAAGAUGCAGUCAGAGUGGUAAAAGCCGGGGAUUGGGUUUAUCUUCAUCACGCCGCCUCCACCCCAGUUGAUCUUUUGAAUGCGCUGGGCAAGCACGUGAAGAAACACGACGUCCGGAAUGUUACGACGACCUCAGCUUUACUGAUGGGGGAUAUUCCUUUUGCCAGGGAUCCCGAAAUCUAUGGUAAUUUAAAACUUCCUUUCUCUAUGUUCUAUAUUUUACUAACCAUUAAUUUAAUUUAAGAUUACAUUCGCCCAAAGGCUAUUUUCAUAAGCCCAGCGAUUCGAAAGGCUGUCAAUCAGGGAAAGGCAGAUUAUAUCCCACUUUUUUUGAACGAAUCUGGACGGAUUUUUGAUGACAAAAGACUGCCCGUCGAUGUGGCCUUCUUGAAUCUGAGUCCCCCGGAUGAGAAUGGAUACUGUAGUUUGGGGGUAAAUUGUGAUAUGUCAAGUCCAGCAGCAAGGAAUGCCAAACUGAUUGUUGGUAAGCGCCCUAUAAAAUUUAUUUUAUUUUGUCUUUUAACGAUAAGGAGGGUUGUUAAUGAACACGUUGCGUCAAAUUGGCGUCAUUUUCGUCAUUUUAGCAAAAUUGAAAAUUCUGAUAUAAAACGCUAGUUUAACAUAGCCUAUGAUGAAUACCGUUUAUAUAAGUCGUAACUAGUUUUACUGCUUAUUGCAUCGGUCAUUUUGGCAAGAAGCAGCAAUUUAGUUCCUAAAAAUUUUAAAACGGGGUUUUUUACAAAGUGAAGCACGACCCGGACAUUGUCGCGGUGAUCAUCGCCGGUAAUCUUCAUCAUACCAUAUCGAUUACUGUCGAAAAUUGGAAAGAGUGCAACAAGUUUUUAAACUUGAUUAUAGAAGUUGGACACCCUAAAAAUUCAAUUUGAUAAUGAAAGUGUCAGUGCAAUUUGACAUGACGAAAAUGGCGCAAUUCGAGUGUGACUGACUCGUAAAGUUGACCACUUAAUGAUCUUUUUUCAGCUUCGAUAAAUGAAUCCCAACCUUUGACUUUCGGGGAUAGUAAAAUCCAUGUCUCCCACAUUGAUUAUUUGGUCUCUGAAACCGAGACUCCCAUUUCCGGGGUCCCUAAGGCUGUAAUAAAGCCAGAAGAGGAGGAGAUCGGGAGACUAAUUGCGGAAAAUUUAGUCGAGGACGAAGCAACCUUGCAAUUGGGUAAGAUCGUACUGAUUUUGUUAAACAGGCCCCUAUUUUAGGUAUUGGCUCGAUUCCAGAUGCUGUACUGAGUAAAUUAACGCAUCAUAAGAAUCUAGGACUACACACUGAGAUGGUAAGCGAUGGUAUUAUCAGUCUGAUGAGGAAUGGAAAUGUAAAUAAUUCGAAGAAGACUUUGCAUCCGGGGAAGGGAGUCCUCGCUUUUGCCAUGGGUUCCAAACAUUUCUAUGAUUUUAUUGACGGAAAUGAAGAUUUUGGUAAGCCCUAAAUAAUACAUAUUUCAACCAAGUAUUUAAGUUUUUGGAAGUGUGGGAUACACAAAUGACGUUGAUGUGAUCGCCUCAAAUCAUCGUAUGACUGGUAUUAAUUCCGCCAUUGAGAUUGAUCUGACGGGGCAAGUGGUUUCUGAUUCAAUUGGAACUUCAAUUUUCUCAGGUUUGUAUAUAGUAAUGACGUCAUCUUUAAAUCUAUACAAAAACUUUAGGUUUUGGAGGUCAGGUUGACUUCGUUUAUGGCUCUGCGAACGGAAAGGACGGAAGGGGGAAAUCCAUAAUUGCAAUCACCUCCAGGACCGAGAAAGGGCAUUCGAAGAUUGUCCCAAUUAUAAAAGAGGUGAGUAUAACAAAUUUAGAUUAUUACGUAUAAGUAGUCCUGUUUUAACAGAGCGCUGUUUUAGGGAGCUGGUGUAGUCUCAACUCGAGCUCAUGUCCGUUAUCUAGUCACCGAAUAUGGAAUUGCCGAUCUCUGGGCUCGAAGUAAUCUCCAUCGAGCUUACGAACUUAUCCGAGUGGCCCAUCCGGGGGAUCGAGAGCAUCUCGAAAAAGCGGCCUUUAAAAGAUUUGGUGCUCUGCCCAGAAGGGAUCUGUGA
Messenger RNA from Bursaphelenchus xylophilus (pine wood nematode), 2176 nucleotides. NCBI's taxonomy places the organism in Eukaryota, Metazoa, Nematoda, Chromadorea, Rhabditida, Aphelenchoididae. The record is from the annotation of a GenBank genome assembly.